Messenger RNA from Entrophospora sp. SA101, 137 nucleotides. The record is from the annotation of a GenBank genome assembly. NCBI's taxonomy places the organism in Eukaryota, Fungi, Glomeromycota, Glomeromycetes, Entrophosporales, Entrophosporaceae.
GACCACCACCAACACCAUUGGACACUCAAGAACUUUUUGAAUGUCUAAAAAAUUUAUUACCUAAGGAUAAUGUUGAGAUUCCAUGUUCAAUUGAGUUGUCAUCAUCUUAUGCAUCAACAACUACCAAUUCAAUAUAA